CGUCAAACUACGCGUCCUUUUCUCCCCGGAGCUUUUUUCUCUCUGAUUUUUUUUUCCUUUCUGUUUUUGCCUUUUAAGUCAAGAAAGAUGUUCCUCCUUCAGCUGUCACGAGACCAAUAUUUGGCAUAUUGGGCACAAUCCAUCUGGUGGCAGUUACAAGAUAACAAGACGUUCCUUACGAUGAUAAACCAUGUCUUGAAUGUGGAUGGGUUUUACUUUUCAACAACAUAUGAUUUGACCCACACUUUGCAACGGCUGGCCAACACGAGUCCAGAGUUCCAAGAGAUGAGCCUUCUGGAAAGGGUAAGUUUACUCUUUGCUUAUUUCCAUUUGCCUCAGGUUCAUCGGUUUGCUCUUCCCGUGCUGCAUGGCUUUAUCUCUAUGCACUCAUGUUCGAUUAAUGGAAAAUACUUUGAUUGGAUUCUCAUCUCAAGAAGGAGUUGUUUCAGAGCUGGUGUGCGCUAUUAUGUAAGAGGGAUUGAUUCGGAAGGGCAUGCAGCGAACUUUGUAGAAACAGAACAAAUAGUGCACUACAAUGGAAGCAAAGCCUCAUUUGUGCAGACACGAGGAUCCAUCCCUGUUUUCUGGUCCCAGAGGCCAAACCUCAAGUACAAACCAUUGCCACAGAUCAACAAAGUAGCAAAUCAUAUGGACGGUUUCCAAAGGCAUUUUGAUUCCCAAGUAAUUAUUUAUGGAAAGCAAGUUAUCCUCAAUCUGGUGAACCAGAAGGGCUCCGAGAAGCCCCUGGAGCAGGCGUUCGCAUCCAUGGUGUCUUCCUUGGGCAGCGGGAUGAUCAGAUACAUUGCCUUUGACUUCCAUAAGGAAUGUAAAAAUAUGAGAUGGGAUCGACUAAGUAUUUUAUUGGAUAAGGUAGCAGAAAUGCAAGAUGAAUUAAGUUAUUUUCUAGUGGACCCUGCCGGCAAGGUGGUGACAAACCAGGAAGGUGUGUUCCGCAGCAACUGCAUGGACUGCCUAGAUAGGACCAAUGUGAUCCAGAGCCUGUUAGCUCGCCGCGCGCUGCAGGCCCAGCUUCAGAGACUAGGAGUUUUGCAUGUGGGACAGAAGAUUGAAGAACAAGAUGAGUUUGAGAAGAUUUACAAAAAUGCCUGGGCUGACAAUGCAAAUGCCUGUGCCAAGCAGUACGCGGGGACAGGUGCCUUGAAGACGGACUUUACCAGAACGGGGAAGAGGACCCAGCUGGGCCUCGUCAUGGAUGGCUGGAACUCGCUCGUACGGUAUUACAAGAACAACUUCUCAGACGGCUUUAGACAGGACUCCAUAGACUUAUUUCUCGGCAACUACUCUGUGGACGAACUGGAGUCUCACAGCCCGCUGAGUGUUCCAAAGGACUGGAAAUUCUUGGCUUUGCCGAUCAUCAUGGUCGUCGCCUUUUCAAUGUGCAUCAUCUGCUUGCUCAUGGCCGGUGACACGUGGACCGAAACGCUGGCCUAUGUGCUCUUCUGGGCAGUGGCAAGCAUGGGGACAUUUUUUAUCAUCCUGUACAAUGGCAAAGAUUUUGUUGAUGCGCCCAGAUUGGUCCAGAAAGAAAAGAUAGACUGAAUUUGUAGCUGUGGAAAGCGGCUUGGCCUGGAAGAUUCCAUCAUGCAGCACUGGAGUCUUUACUGACCUGCUUUCCACGUCAGCCUGUCUCUGAAAGCGCAGCCCGGCUGCCUGCUCUGGGCGAGAGAGGGCCAGCUCUCGUGCUCCUGCCUUGACAUGCUCCCCCCGGCCCCCGCCCCCAGUGGGUCCGUUAGAUUUUUUCAUUCGGAGCAACUCUAGAAUUAAACUGUAACUAGAAUUCAGCUCCCCAGAAUGGAAGGAAUUCAUUGUCAAUCUAAUCAACUGUUGCAGAAGUAAGUAAUAUACACACACAAAUCUAGCUUCUUUCAUUAUUUAAAACAGUAAGAUUAUUUUUCUAGCUCAGUUUCAUGAUUGUCAUUGUAGAAGCAUUUAUUAGCAAGCACACAUCUCUGGACUUUUUUUCUUAAAAGUCUAACAAUAAGCUAAUCGUCCCUCAUUGAUGAAGCAUGAGCCUCCUCCUGUGUCACGCAGCAACGCGCUGAGGUGGCCUGGGACUCCCUGGGGAGAGCAGUUGGGGGCCGGGGCUCUCCUGUGCUGUUGGCAGUUGGACCAGCAGAUUUAGGUAUGAUGAAAGGUUCCGAUAAGCUUCAUCUGUUUUGUUUUUUAGAAGGUAAAUGCAAUCAAAGAAUGUAAAACCUGUCUUAUGCUAAUGGUCCAAAGCCUCCUAUACUGUAAGACCGCCCCAGUGUGAAAAUACCCCUGCCAGUCAGCUACUUCCCUCUGUACCACCUGCUUUUGUUUUUUCCUGGUGGUGGUGGUGGUGGUGGUGGUAGUGGUGGUGGGGUUCUCCGUGAGACCUGAAAGCCUCCCCUAGAGGGUCUCAGGCUGGGGUUGGUGCUGCACUGAGGGCAGCAGCUUCUUCCCCACCCUGGUGCCCACUGACGGUUGGCUGUCAGUAAGUGCAUUGCCCGGGGAGUGCUUCCAGGCAGCCGUAGUUCUCCCAGUCAGGGACCAGCUUACUGUCAGUUUCCUGCACGCACGCUGCAGGAGCCAUGCCUAGUCUCAUUGUAAGUCAGAUUGUCCAUUCAAAUCGUAGCUACGAGGUUCAAAUGCUAGUGUCCUUGCCAUUCAUUAAACCACUGCCCCAUACCUCCAGGGUGGCACUGGGCGGGAUGUGCCGUGUGUUCCAGUGGGAAUACCUUAUAUUAUCCUAAAAGAUUCCCAAAAGCACCUUUCCGUCAGCAUUGCCUUUUUUUUCAAACAUUAACUUUUGUAAGCGUUACCGAGUUGUCGCUUGUAGAAACUCUGCAGGAAAUACUAGCUGGGACAUCCUCCGCAGCUUAGCAUCCGUCAUUAAAACUUGCAAUAGGUGGGGAAGUAGAGCUGCCUGCUCUUAAAAUGUAAAUAAGUGUCACCUGCUCCCAAGAUACCUGGGGUAUUGAAACCGAGUUCCCACAGCUGUCUGCUGUAGUCAGUUGCCCAGAGGCCCCAGGGCAUCUCACACUCAGAUGACACAGCGACGACAAAGGCCAAGUGCGAACUGCUGACAGGCCGCCCUGCGUGAAGGGACCGCAUAUUGGUGCGUUAGCGCGUAGGGCGUCCGAAUCUCAGAACCCCGCAGUGAUUUUGUCUCUGAAUUCACGUACUGUACCCCCUAAGUGAAAAUAAAACGGCCUAUUCUUUCUAA
Echinops telfairi (small Madagascar hedgehog) is the source of this 3208-nucleotide messenger RNA. RefSeq names its product SAC1 like phosphatidylinositide phosphatase (gene SACM1L). Gene Ontology annotation, molecular function: phosphatidylinositol-4-phosphate phosphatase activity. The annotation marks the transcript as partial. The transcript has 16 exons. Gene Ontology annotation, biological process: phosphatidylinositol dephosphorylation. Gene Ontology annotation, cellular component: endoplasmic reticulum. The record is from RefSeq and is a predicted model, not a curated record. NCBI's taxonomy places the organism in Eukaryota, Metazoa, Chordata, Mammalia, Afrosoricida, Tenrecidae.